Molecule: messenger RNA, 2634 nt
Organism: Mercenaria mercenaria
Lineage: Eukaryota; Metazoa; Mollusca; Bivalvia; Venerida; Veneridae
Exons: 2
Coding region: 1499-2563 (354 amino acids)
Source: RefSeq, a predicted model, not a curated record
UCAUUUAUAAUAAAUACAUUUUGUACAUUAUCCUACCAUUGCCUACUGUCUUAUGUCCGUCCGUCCGUCAACAAUUUCUUGUCUGCACGAUAGUGGUUUCAUUUAUGAUUUUAUUUUAACCAAACUUGCACACAACUUGUAUAACCAUAAGAUCUCGGUUCCUUUCUUGAACUGGCGAGAUUCCAUAAUGGGUUCCAGAGUGAUGGCCCCUGAAAGGGCCAGAAUUAGCUAUUUUGACCUUGUCUGUACAAUAGCAGCUUCAUUUAUGAUUUGAAUUUAAUCAAACUUGCACAAAACUUGUGUCACCAUAAGAUCUCGGUUCUUUUCUUGAACCGGCCAGAUCCCGUAAUGGGUUCCAGAGUUAUGGCCCCUGAAAGGGCCAAAAUUAGCUAUUUUGACCUUGUCUGCACAAUAGCAGCUUCAUUUAUGAUUUUAUUUUAACCAAACUUGCACACAACUUGUAUCACCACAAGAUCUUGCUUCCUUUCUUCAACUGGCCAGAUUCCAUCAUGGGUUCCAGAAUUAUGGCCCCUUGAAGGUCCAAAAUUGGCUAUUUUGGCUUUUGCAGCCAUAUAGAGACUUCAUUUAUGGUUUUAUUUGAUACAAACUUCCAAAAUACCUUCAACAACAAGAAAUCUUGGAUUCCAUGACAAAUCAGAUCCAAUCAUAGGUUCCAGAGUUAUUUUAUAUCUGAUUACCUCCCCUGAUUGUAAUCAAAAUGAAUUUAUAUCAGUAAGUACUUACAGGACUUAUUUGAAAUUUCAUUAUUGUUAUUAGUUGGACUGAGACAAUCAGGGUAGAUAACUAUGGACUGAUUUUAUGUCAAAUUACCUCCCUUUAUUUCAAAUUAAAAUUGUUAUAUCUCCAUAACUAAUGAAGAUACUGAUCUGAAAUUUCAUUUAUGUCAACAUAUUUAUUUGGCAGAUCCUUCUUUUGUCCACUUACAAAAUUUUGUUUUUAAUUACUUCCCUUUUACGUUACUAUAAAUAGCUUAUUUUUAGUAACUUUUUUUAUUAUUGGCCGUAGGGAAAACACGAGACCAGUUUUCUGUGGUACAACAUGGAUGGUACCUCCAAUUUUUAGGUGUAUUUUAAAAUAUCUAUACCUUGUAAGAUUUUUUUUUCUUUUUGGUUAAAUUUCUUCCCUUUGUUGUUACUGUCCUUUGGACUUAGAUAUUUUUUCUGAGGACCUUCUUGUCCUCAAGUGCAAUGAUAACAGGUGAGCGAUAUAGGGCCACCAUGGCCCUCUAGUUUUUAGAUUACCAUUAUUUGCAUAAGCCAGAGAUUAACUCCGCCCCUCCAUGUAAAAAAAAAACACACUUUAGGCUAGCUCAUAUUACUCAGGUGUACGAUCCAGGGUCAUCAUGACUCUCUUGUUUAUUAAUGUUCAGCAUCUAAGGAUAUAAAUUAUUAUAGAAACCUGCUAACCUUUACUUUUGUAUUCACAGGUUUGUCAAACAAAUUGUCAACCAAGUGAUAAAGAAUCUUUGUCGUCAGAAAUGGAGGUUGGACUGUCCCUAGAAGAAAUCUCUACAGAAGAUGAGCUUGGAAUCUCACUUUGUGAAUCGCAAUCUAGUAUGUCAGAUGAUGAACAAUAUUCACCUCAAUAUCAUUUUGGUAACACUUUGUCAGUGAUACUUCCUGAGCGAGAACCUGUAGAUGAAGUCCCAUGUUCUAAUGAACUCACAAUAGAGUCUAACAUUGAUUUCGGUCCCUCAAGAGAUCGUGAAAAACAUUCAUCAACUGAAGAUGAGCUUGGAAUUUCUUUAGAAAGUUCUUCAAGUGACGAACUUGGUAUUUCACUGGAUGACAUGUCAGACUAUCCUGAUGAUUGCUUUAAUGCACAGACAUCCUUUCAAGCAGCAGAUGUGAUGGAUUACGAAACAGUGAGAGCUAAAAUAAGACCACCAAACCAUGUCAACCAUUUCUUACCAUCUGAAGUAAGCAGUGGGAAAAGGAUGAAAAGCAAAGCAUUAAGUCUCCUCAGUAUUAAAAGUGCUCUUAGUGAAAAAUGUUUAUGUGGUAAACAAUGUAUUAAAAAGGUGACUUUUAAGAGUGUACGAGAACUAAGACAGUCAUUUUGGACAAACUCUAGAACGGUACGGAUGCAACUGCUCAAAUACUACAUAUCACAUUCCACAACUUCUGGGAAAUUUAAAUAUAUUCCUAUUUCUUCCAAUUUGCAAGUUUGUUCUAAAGCAUUUCUGAUAAUAUACAGAGUGAACAAAAAUACUUUUUCACGUGCUAUUGACAUGGACAGACGUGAUGUAGCUUCAUUACCUGGUAAAAAACCAAGAGAUUCUAGUGAAAAAACACUAAUUUUGAUAAAUUGGCUAGAAGACUAUGGUACAUAUCACGGAGACAGAAUGCCUGAUUCUGGAGAUGUUCUAUUGCCAUACAGAACAAAAAAGACCUCAUUGUUUGAAAAGUAUAAACUGGAAAGUGCCCAGUGGUCCUAUCAAGCAGUUAGCAGAACACAGUUCUACAAAACAUGGGAUACCUAUUUCCCUCAUAUGAAAAUAAAAAAGGUAAAAAUGAAUUGCAAAUAUUGCAAUCUUAAGUAGCUUUAGAACUUUUUAAUAUUUUAAGUUAAUAUACAUAAAUCUCUGACAAAACUUUAUCAUUAAUUAAUCUG